Messenger RNA from Fusarium graminearum PH-1, 1883 nucleotides. RefSeq lists its product as uncharacterized. The record is from RefSeq and is a predicted model, not a curated record. The coding region runs from base 1 to 1470 and encodes 489 amino acids. The transcript has a single exon. Lineage: Eukaryota; Fungi; Ascomycota; Sordariomycetes; Hypocreales; Nectriaceae.
AUGUCCACUCCUGCUUCGGACAACGGACCCCGGUCCAACAGGCCUCGUCCUGACCCUGCCAAGUCUGGCAUCGACAUCAAGCUCGACCAGCACUGGUCCUCAAAGUCAUACACUUCUGGCUCCAAGAUCACUGGAAACGUCAUCAUCAACUCCCAGAGAGAUGUUGCAUAUGAUGGCUUUGACAUCUUCUUCAUCGGCACUGGCUACACUCGUGUUGACUUCCUCAGCCAGUACUCCAGUGCCAACUAUGCUUCUCGUCCUUUCAUGAAGCUUCGUAUGCCUCUCAACCCUGCAGACUUCCCUCAAAACCAUGUUUUUGAGGCUGGCCACACAUACACAAUCCCUUUCCACUUUGUGGUUCCCCACCAGCUCACUCUCAGUGCUUGCAACCACACUGUUGAGCAUGAGGGUAUCAGGGACCACCACCUCCAGCUCCCUCCCACUAUGGGCUUCUGGGAGCGCAACGAUCAGUCCCCCGACAUGUCCCACAUCGAGUACGGUAUCCGUGCCGUUGCUACCAAGACCGACGGUGAGGAGGGACGCUCUGCGCCUUUGGAUGCCUUCCACAUGAUCAAGGUUCUUCCUGCGGUUCCUGAGGAUGCUCCCCUUGAGAUUGGCUCCGACGAUGAGCGCUACUGCCUCUCUAAGACCAAGCCUAUCCGCAAGAACCUCUUCACUGCCAAGCAGGGCGAGUUGACCACCACCGCUUCUCAGCCCAGUGCUAUCAUGCUUUCUGGAAACUUCCUCAACGCUAGCGGCACCAACUUGAGGGUUAACUUCGAGUUCAACUCGACCUCCAAGGAUGUCACUCCCCCCAAGGUCAACUCGGUCAGCGCCAAGCUUCACUCGACCACUUUCUUCAGCAGCACUCCCAUGAACCACCUCCCCAACCUGGGCUCUCGCAUCAAGCAUGGAAGCACCCCUUCGCUCACCUACUCCACCACCACACCCGUCCCCAUGCGCCCUGGCACCAAGCUGGUUUGGGAGAACGAGGCUCCUGCCUCCCGACGUGAUUCCGGCUAUGACAGCGCUUUCUGGAAUGAGGGAGAAUCUUCCGAGUCAGACGACGCCCAGCGAGCCAAGAAGGCUACCAAGUACAACGUUCGCCGCUAUGCUACCCUCGAUGUCCCCUUCAACCUGCCCACCAGCGGCAACAAGCUUUUCCUACCAACAUUCUACUCUUGCAUCGCCGCACGCGCAUACAUCAUCCACCUCACCCUCUCGGUGGGACCCAUGAACACCAACAUCAACCUGAGCAUUCCCGUUCAGGUUGCCGUCGAGAACACCUACGACCAGGCCGACGACGAUGAGCUUCCUUCUUUCGACGCUGCCAUUGCUGAAGCUGAGCAGGGUGAAAUUGACCUUCACCUUCAGCCCCGCCUGAUGCAGAUUCCUUCUGAUCGCUUUAUGGGCAACAGCAUUCUUCCUGGCUACGAUGACGUGCGAAUGCGUCCUGUGGCAGUUGCCUAAGAGAUGCCGACAGCAGCAACAGCAACAGCAACAACAACAACAACAACAACAUACACUUAAUGGAUAUUUAAUGGAGGAGGAUCUACCAUCAAAAGUUCUCAUGAUACCACGUUUCCGAGAUAUAUAGGAUGAUAGGAAACAUUUUACGACUUUGCUUUUUACUUCUUCUACUAGAUUAGACGCAUCAUUCAGCGAGGAGUUUUCGAGAUAUUCCAAAAACGAUUCGAUCUUGUCAAGAAAGGAUUCUUGGCUUUUUUUGUUUUAGGAGUUUUGGAAGAUUUGCAUAUACAUUCACAACAAGCAUCAGCAUGGGGAAUGGGAUGGAUUACACAAAAAGGGGAAAAACCAGGCACAGCAUUCCUGGAAGCGAUUAUUUUACUAUGUAUUUACAGAGGACGUGGUUGUAUGACACC